This is a messenger RNA of Diplodia corticola, 915 nucleotides long. Its product is annotated as btb poz-like protein. The coding region runs from base 1 to 915 and encodes 304 amino acids. The transcript is spliced from 2 exons. NCBI's taxonomy places the organism in Eukaryota, Fungi, Ascomycota, Dothideomycetes, Botryosphaeriales, Botryosphaeriaceae. Gene Ontology annotation, molecular function: protein binding. The record is from RefSeq and is a predicted model, not a curated record.
AUGUUCAAACGGUCGUUCACUUCUUCCCAGGGGACGAAGGACCGCGUGAGCAAGGUCAGCAAGCAGCAGCCGAAGAGAUCGUUUCGCGAAGAGACCAAGCAGAGGAUGCUCGAGAAGCUGGAGAGCCCGAGGUCGGUGGGCAGCGGUUCGCCCAAGCUCACAAGCGCCAUCAUCACCGUGGUCAUCGGCCGCGACCAACGGCUCUUCGCAGCGCACGAGGACGUGCUGUGCCACUCGCCGUUCUUCCAGGCGGCGCUGCAGGGCCAGUUCCUCGAUGCGUCGCCCAACAAGCGCAUCAUCCUGCCCGACGAGGAGCCCGAGAUCUUCUCGUGCGUGCUCGAGUACCUGUACAAGGGAGACUACACGCCCCGCCUGCUCCACGACAAGCGGCGCGGCUCCUGGAUGCUCGAGGGCGCCGAGGUGGUCCCCUCAACCCAGACAACACCGGACCUGAACAAUCCACAAAACAACACCAACGGCGGCCGAGGAGGAGGAAAUGCCGAAGGGAUGCAGCAGGGCGCCAGCAACAGCAUGGCGACCAUGUUUCACGCGGGCGAAGGCGCCGUGCUCCUGCGGGACACGGUGGUGUACUGCGCGGCUGAGCGGUACGGGCUGGCUGAGCUCAAGCGGCUGGCGCUGCGCAAGCAGGGCCUGCAGUCGGGCAUCGACGUCGGCACCGUGCUGCGCUCGGCCCGCUACGCCUACGCCCACACGCCCGACACGGACUCGCGGUUGCGCGCCCACUACCUGGCGCUGAUCAUCCGCAGCCGCCGCACCUUCAAACGCAGCGGCACUAUGCAGCAGGAGAUGGAGAUGGGCGGCAAGAUGUUCUUCGACCUCUUCGUCGCCAUGUGCAACCACAUCGACGACAUCGUCGACAUUGGCAACGCCAAGUCGCCCAAGUCGAUCAUCUAA